Molecule: messenger RNA, 570 nt
Organism: Ixodes scapularis (black-legged tick)
Lineage: Eukaryota; Metazoa; Arthropoda; Arachnida; Ixodida; Ixodidae
Exons: 5
Coding region: 1-570 (189 amino acids)
Biological process (GO): symbiont-mediated perturbation of host defenses
Molecular function (GO): amine binding
Source: RefSeq, a predicted model, not a curated record
AUGUGUAUACCUCGAGUGGCAAUGAUCGCCACCUUCGUCUUGGCAAUACUGUUCUUAUGUCACAGCCAUGCUUGUUUACCUCAAAAUAGCAAAGGGGAUUUUCCUGAUGCCAACGAGGUUAUGUGGAAACUACCCCUAACGUACAUGCUUCAGUCACUUGGAAAUUACACUAACUUACUUUGUGGUUAUCGACGUUUCUACAAUGAGACUCAUAAAAGAGAUAAUAAAACUUACCAAAAAUCUGAUUUAAUUUUUCUGUACAGGGAUGGUCGGGAAUUUAGCCAACCUCGCUAUGUAAGAGAAGUUAUUAACUACACAAUUCAUAUGGCCAAUCGUCCAGAACAAUGGUUUCCCGCAAGAUACAAACUCGAGAUAUUGUUUUCUGACAUGAACUCCUGUAUGAUAACAAGAAACCCGGACACAGCGUUCCCUAAAGCCUGUAACUUGAUGGUGACAAGAGAAAGUUUUCCCAAACCUCCAGAAAUAUGCUUGAGCAAAUUCCAGCAGCACUGCAAAUCAACGGGGUUCAGAUAUACUAUCGGCAAUUGCCCUGAACCAAAAACAAGAUAA